AUGCGCCCCGACUAUCCUUCUUCUGACGACGAGUUCUCCGUCGCGCCUCCACCGUCUGACUCGACUCCGACCACGCCCGUCUCAAAGGGCGUCGACGGUGAGAUGGACAUCGACACGGCCGACUUGCCACCCAUCAGCGGACCUGACCGCAAGCUGUCGCUGCCCCCAGUCAAGGACCUCAUUGCGGAAGUGUGUAACACAUGUGAAGCUGAAAGGCUCAGGCGACACGAGUGGAACCGCCAGCACGAGCGCGACCACCCACGACACCUGUACUCGGGCGGAGAUGGCAUGAUUCUACGCGCUGUGCGCCCGCCCUCGCCCACCCGGCGCGAGCGCUACUCGGUUUCCGCUUACCCCGUCGCACACCCGCAUCCAUACCUCCAGCAGCCCUCGGCCGCGCACGCCACUCUCUACCGUCCACGCUACGCGACACAGGCCCACGUGCCGUCGUACGCGCGCGAUACGCGUAUGGGGCCCCUCACACACUUCGUACCAGCGCUCGCACCGCCGCACGCCCAGUAUCACUACUACACGGCGCCCGGCCCGGAACCCGACUUUGCCAACUUCACCUUUGGCGCGCACUCGCAUGCACCCCCGGAGGCCCAAGUCGCGCCAAAUGAUACGUACAGCGCGCGUAGAGGCUCGUUUGCGUCUGACGCACCCCGCCGACGAUCUGUGGAGCGCCGCCCUCGCGCAUCGACCGUCGGUACGACACAUGCCGCUGUUCUGGCUUCCAAUGGACGACGCCCAAGUAUCGUUGCACCACGUGAGGAGGACGAGCCGCCUUCAUCACCUGAAAUGCCUCUGGCGGGAUCUCGCACCACACCACCUAGGGUGAAAUCUACGUCUAAGCCACCGCCACCCAACGCGUCAAACGAAGCUGGUCCGUCUACGAGACAGCUGUCUUUGGCCAGUACGGCAACCACGAACGCAAACCCGCCGCCUUUCACCGAGGCCGAGUUGUUGGAGCUGGGAGACAAGUUCCUACUCGCACUGUCACCACGCCGCACGUCUGUGAAAUGCGCUUGGGCUGGCGGAUGCGGCGCACUUAUACACGAACCUCUGACGGCGAACAUCGUUGCUCAUCUCAGCGAGGCGCACGGACUUACGCCAGGAGCUAUCGAUGGCGAGACGACUGUGUGCCUGUGGCACGAUGCUUCAGCAGAUGCCGACACGCCCGCGCCGACCCCUUCAUCCGCAACUGCAAACUCACGCAGGAAAAGCAUUGCUGGCGGCCCGUGCGGACGUUCGCUCAAGGUCGUCAGCAUGAGGAACCAUAUCCUCAAUUGCCACGAAAAGGCGAAGACGGGUUCUUGUCGCCUCUGUGGCGCCUUCAUCUCUCGCGCGGAGACGUAUCUCAUGCACCGUCACCUCACGUCCUGCGUCGCUCGAGUUGCGCGCGGCGGUCCUCGCGCUCUUGAGGAUGCGCUGCUGACCAAGGGCAUUCGAACCCUCCGCGACGCGAAAGGCGCUGCCAGUUUCGAGUUUGUUGACAAGGAAAUGGCAGCCAAUGCUCCGGAGCCCGUGGUUCGGUCGUCCACGAAGUCUCAACGUGCUCUGGUGGCCGCUCUGGCUCUCGGUCCCGUGCCUCCGCCCCCGGUCUUGAGUAUGCCUCCUGCAAAGAAGGCUCCAUCGCCCCCUCCCCCGCAACGCGAGUUGAUCGAAGAUGGCUAUGAUGACCUCGACGCGGAGCUCGAUGCCCGGCGCAUGUCUCUCGACGCACCUACUCGGCCUGUGGAUGCGCCUGCGUCAGCAAUGGAUCUCUUGGCCAGUACGAGCGCUAUCCAGCCACGUAUGCCGGAAAACACAGAACCCACCUCUGACGCCAUGGAGACGUCGUAG
Messenger RNA from Peniophora sp. CBMAI 1063, 1842 nucleotides. Lineage: Eukaryota; Fungi; Basidiomycota; Agaricomycetes; Russulales; Peniophoraceae. The record is from the annotation of a GenBank genome assembly.